Molecule: messenger RNA, 1285 nt
Organism: Uloborus diversus
Lineage: Eukaryota; Metazoa; Arthropoda; Arachnida; Araneae; Uloboridae
Product: ubiquitin-like protein 4A
Exons: 4
Coding region: 227-691 (154 amino acids)
Biological process (GO): post-translational protein targeting to endoplasmic reticulum membrane
Molecular function (GO): protein binding
Source: RefSeq, a predicted model, not a curated record
UAAAAAAAAAAAUGUCAGCUCUCUGUUCGUAGGAUUUCCAUGUUUAGGUUUACUCAAAAUUCCUUUAAUCUCCAUCAUUUCUUAUAAAAUUAUUCAUUCUAAGUAACUAACACAAGUUUUAUGUAUUCAUUGCCUUUAGAAACUUCGUCAAACUUGCCUAAGUAAUUCCAAGUUUAUGUUACUAGUUUGUAGGCUUAAACAAUUAAUACGUAACUAUUAAAGAAAAAUGUGGAUUUCCGUAAAAAUAUUGAAAGGAGGAGAAUGUGAUAUUGAAGUUUCAGCUACUGCUUCAAUUAAUACUGUGAAAGAGAUAGUAGCUCAACAAUUGCAGAUUCCAGUUGAUCAACAGAGACUUGUUUUUAAAGGGAAAACACUACUUGAUUCUGAGUUAUUAUGUGAUUAUAAUAUUGUCGAAGGAAAUAAAUUACACCUGUUCGUCAGAGAAGAUACACCAAAUGCAGAGGAACGGCCACCACCUGAAUUUUAUGAACAGUUACAAAAGUUAUUAGAAAAACAUUUUUCCCCUUCUGAUGCUGAAAAGGUUUUAGAAGAAUUUCGCAAAAAUCUUUCAGAUCAGUUGCGACACCUAAGCCUGGAUGACAUUGAAAGCCUUGCAACUUUCCAUUUAGACUCAAACAACGAGCCUCAUCCUCCUAUUGCUGCAGCUGCUGCCGCCCCUACCAUUCAAUAAUUAGGAUACUGUUACAGUUGGAUGCAACUUCCAUAUUCCAUUAGAAGUUAUAGUUUGAAAGUCUGCUGCUGGUUUUAUGUACAUGACAAUUUUCUUCACAUUAAGGAAAUGUAAGACAGUAUUUACAUAUUUGCCUUUCAAGUCCUGUCAUAGCUCAUUGUAUUUAUAAGUAAACAAAAUCAUGUGAAUUAGAAAACGAAUGAUGUAUUAUUUACUUAAGAUUUUUCAAAGUUUUGUAUUUUGAAUGUGGUGAUUGUAUUGUUAUAAAAUGUACUAUGCAGAAUGUCAUGUGAAAUGUUUUUCAUCUAGUGCUUUCUCAAUUCCUCCUUGUUUUAUUUUAUGACUUGUUCUUCCACUGAUACUUAUUACUGAGUAACUUUUUAUGUACUAAGUAUUAUGUCUUUACCCAUUUGGUUCUGCUGUAAGUUUUGUCGUAACUUUUAACUAUGCUUAUUGCUUGUUAAGCUAAAAUUCAGUACUCUUAUGAAGCAAUCACUGCAUGUUAUGUAUGUACAUAAGUUUCUUCUGUGUUCCAAAAUUAAAUUCACUGUAUUAUACCUUAAAUUUUGAGCACAUUAAAAUAUUCUUUAUUUA